AUGAUGCGAAAGGUAGGCUUGGUGCUGGUGGCAGGUGUGGUCGCCCUCGUUUCAGGCGAAAUCAGUCACCAUGUUAAGAGUUCUCUGCACCACCCAAUACAUCACCAUGCGGCUCCAAAACAGCAUGUAGCCCCUGUACACCAUGCUACUCCUGUACAUCACGCUACUCCUGUACACCAUGCUGCCCCUGUACAUCAUGCAGCCCCUGUACAUCAUGCUGCUCCUGUGCAUCAUGGAAAGGGAUAUGCUCCUGCUUACCCUGAUACGCCUCCACACUACGCCUUCGAGCACGCUGUCAACGACGACUACGCCGGCACCCACUUCGGCCACUCGGAGGCUCGCGACGGCUACAAGACGGAGGGCAAGUACUUCGUGCACCUCCCCGACGGCCGCGUCCAGACCGUCACUUACUACGCCGACGAGACUGGCUACCACCCCACCGUCUCGUACGAGGGGACGGCCCACUACGACGCCCACGCAGCCGUCGCUCACCACGCCCCUGCCAAGGCUUACCACGCCCCUGAACCAGCAUAUCACGCGGCUCCAAAACAUCAUGUAGCCCCUGUACACCAUGCCUCCCCAGUGCACCAUGCUGCCCCUGUACACCAUGCUGCCCCUGUAUACCAUGCUGCACCUGUACACCAUGCUGCCCCUGUACACCAUGCUACUCCUGUACAUCACGGAAAGGGAUAUGCUCCUGCUUACCCUGAUACGCCUCCACACUACGCCUUCGAGCACGCUGUCAACGACGACUACGCCGGCACCCACUUCGGCCACUCGGAGGCUCGCGACGGCUACAAGACGGAGGGCAAGUACUUCGUGCACCUCCCCGACGGCCGCGUCCAGACCGUCACUUACUACGCCGACGAGACUGGCUACCACCCCACCGUCUCGUACGAGGGGACGGCCCACUAUGACGCCCACGCAGCCGUCCCUCACCACGCCCCUGCCAAGGCUUACCACGCCCCUGAACCAGCAUACCACGCCCCUGCCAAGGCUCACCACGCCCCUGAGCCAACAUAUCACGCCCCAGUUGUACCCACCUACCAUGCCUAAGAUUACAUGAAUA
Messenger RNA from Penaeus chinensis, 1069 nucleotides. RefSeq names its product histidine-rich protein PFHRP-II-like. The transcript is spliced from 5 exons. Gene Ontology annotation, cellular component: extracellular matrix. The coding region runs from base 1 to 1056 and encodes 351 amino acids. Lineage: Eukaryota; Metazoa; Arthropoda; Malacostraca; Decapoda; Penaeidae. The record is from RefSeq and is a predicted model, not a curated record.